Messenger RNA from Trichomonas vaginalis G3, 1035 nucleotides. Its product is annotated as ATPase activity, coupled to transmembrane movement of substances. Gene Ontology annotation, molecular function: lipid carrier activity; ATP binding; ABC-type transporter activity. Gene Ontology annotation, cellular component: membrane; intracellular membrane-bounded organelle. NCBI's taxonomy places the organism in Eukaryota, Parabasalia, Trichomonadida, Trichomonadidae. The transcript has a single exon. The record is from RefSeq and is a predicted model, not a curated record. Gene Ontology annotation, biological process: transmembrane transport; lipid transport. Bases 1 to 1035 code for a protein of 344 amino acids.
AUGGCUGAUGAUACAACAAAUAUAUUGCAUUUUGCAUCAAUAAUGAUGUUCCUUCCACAAUGGAUGUCAACAAUGUUCAUAGACAACAUCAUGAUUUCAAAAGUAUUUAAUUUCCCAUUUACAAUUAAAAAUAUGGGAAUUUUAUUGAGAUGGAAGAAUUCUUGGGUUAUAUUAGGAAUAACAUGUGGUUUCAUUUGUGCUUAUUUACUUCUCUUUUUCUUGUUGAACAUUUUAAUGCCUAGGAAUUGUGGUUCUGCACCAAUUGGAUUUUCAAACAUAUUCUCUUUGACAGCUUGGAAACAACUAUUUUCAUUUAGAAGAAAACAAUUGGUUGAAAUAGAAGGUCAACGCUUCAUUGAAGUUAUUGGUUUAGAUAAAACAUAUAAAGGUUCAACCCCUGUUCACGCUCUUCGAAAUGUUUCUCUUUCAAUUGAUAAAGGAGAUGUGACUGUUUUAAUUGGUCCUAAUGGCUCAGGAAAAAGUACUUUGUUGAAUGCAAUGACAGGAAGCAUCAGUAGUGAUAAAGGGGAUCUUAAAAUAUUUGGUGAGAAAUGCGUUUCUGGUUUCAGCUCAUUGCAACAACAUUUAGGAAUUUGUUACCAAGAAAACAUUUUGUUUGAGAGAUUGAAUGUUUACAAGCACCUUGAAUUCUUUGCAACAAUAAGAGGCGUCGAAAAUACUAAACUGAAAGAAGUUAUUGAUCAUAGCUUGAGUAACUUCCGAUUAGAUGGACUCGAAAACAUGAAAGCAACAACAUUGAGUGGCGGUCAAAAGAGAAAACUUUGCACUGCAAUCGCUUUCAUUGGAAAUCCAAAGCUGGUCAUUUUGGAUGAGCCAACAGCUGGAAUGGAUGCAAGCAUUAGACAGGAAAUAUGGAAAGCGAUUUCAUGUUACAAUAUCACAUCAAUUGUAAGUACACAUUCUAUUGAAGAAGCAGGAAUUCUUUCCAGCAGAAUGCUUGUGAUGAGAAAUGGAGAAUUGAUCUUCGAAGGAAUUUCAAAUGAAUUGAGAAGUAAGUUUAUAGAUACAAGGUGA